Molecule: messenger RNA, 253 nt
Organism: Geodia barretti
Lineage: Eukaryota; Metazoa; Porifera; Demospongiae; Tetractinellida; Geodiidae
Source: the annotation of a GenBank genome assembly
CGACGCACGCACUGUUGUCGGUUGUUGUUGUGGGCUGAGCGUUCGAGGAUUCGUACUGUUGGUUGGGAUUAAAGUAUAAAGAACGGCACUGCGUACUAAACGUGCGCGUAACGCCCCGAUGGAUCAUGAUCGAUCGGAGCCGCGCCGGACCUCGUCUAGGAUGCCUUGCCGCCCGGAUGGAUCAAAAGGUACUUCACUGACAGAGGAAAUUUGCUGUUACGCACGUAGCUGUUUAUAGGAUGUGGUUUCUUAU